AUGUUCAAGAUAAUUUCUGAUAGGUUUAAGAUUGUAGUUAAUAUUCUAUCUUCUUAUACUAGAUGUGAAUUUCAUAAAAUAAAAAUGACUGUAAAUAUAGACCAGUGGAUUGAAAUCGCAAAAGACUGCAAAUAUUUACCUGAAACUGAUUUGAAGAAACUUUGUGACUAUGUGAGUGAUCUCUUACUUGAAGAAUCAAAUGUUCAACCUGUAUCCACCCCAGUCACAGUAUGUGGUGAUAUUCAUGGACAAUUUUAUGACUUAGAAGAGUUGUUUCGGACUGGUGGCCAAGUUCCUGAUACAAGUUAUAUUUUUAUGGGUGAUUUUGUUGAUAGGGGUUAUUACAGUUUGGAAACAUGGACAAGAUUGUUAACUUUAAAAGCGAAAUAUCCAAAACAUGUCACACUUUUGCGUGGCAACCACGAAAGUCGACAAAUCACACAAGUAUAUGGAUUUUAUGAUGAAUGCAUGUCUAAAUAUGGAAAUGCAAAUGCAUGGAGAUAUUGUUGUACAGUAUUCGAUUUGCUCACUGUUGCUGCGAUCAUUGACAGCGAGGUGUUGUGUUUGCAUGGAGGCCUUUCACCAGAACUGAGAACUAUAGACCAAAUGAGGACGAUUGAGCGAAAUAUGGAGAUCCCACACAAAGGAGCAUUUUGUGAUAUUGUGUGGUCUGACCCAGAUGAAGUGAGCACAUGGGCAAUGAGUCCUCGUGGUGCUGGGUGGCUGUUUGGAAGGAAAGUUACAAAUGAGUUUAUGAAUUUGAAUAAUUUGGAUUUGAUAUGUCGCGCACAUCAACUGGUCCAUGAAGGUUAUAAGUAUAUGUUUGAAGAGAAGCUUGUGACUGUUUGGUCCGCUCCUAACUAUUGUUACCGCUGUGGAAAUAUAGCCGCAGUACUUUCGUUUACUGAUGCUAAAACCCGUGAUGCAAAAUUAUUUCAAGCUGUUCCUGAUGACGAUCGAGUCAUACCAUCGCGCACAACAACGCCAUAUUUUUUAUGAUUAUAUCUGCUAUAAAUUGGAACUGGCUUUGGGCUAUUUUGGAGCACAGCGUGAAAAGACACUUAUAUAGACAAGUCUUGAAGUUUUUAACUUAAACGUUUGAGGUAAACAUCUUUCCCGAAUUUCCCUAAGCAAAAUCUUAGUGCUGAAAAAAUUUGGUUAAUUUGGCGAGUUGUUGUCAAGUAGAUUUACAUCAAAUUUAAAGCAUUUGAUUAUUUGCCAAUUUAAAUUCAUAAAUUUAAAGGGAAAAUACAGUUAACAUUUGUUCAUUUGUAAUAUGCUUUUAAAAGUUUUAUAAUUUAAUAUGUUUUCAAUACGGAUUUCGAAUAUUUAAUCUAUUUUUUGAAAAAUAUUGAGACAAAGCUAACGUUGGUAAAUAAAUUCGGGAAAGGUGUAUAAGGACAAAGUAAGAAGUACCAAUAAAAUUAUUUUACGUUCUUCUAAUUAAUUCCCAUCAACACUAACAAAGAAAAUUGGUGAGAUAUUUGCACUCAGCUUUCCGUAGAAUGGAAUUAGCUAUUUGUUUUGUAUUUAUGUAGAUUUUGAUAAAUAAAAACUCGACUCUUA
This is a messenger RNA of Hydractinia symbiolongicarpus, 1566 nucleotides long. Its product is annotated as serine/threonine-protein phosphatase 6 catalytic subunit-like. Gene Ontology annotation, cellular component: cytoplasm. Gene Ontology annotation, molecular function: protein serine/threonine phosphatase activity. The record is from RefSeq and is a predicted model, not a curated record. The coding region runs from base 1 to 999 and encodes 332 amino acids. Gene Ontology annotation, biological process: G1/S transition of mitotic cell cycle; peptidyl-serine dephosphorylation. The transcript is spliced from 12 exons. Lineage: Eukaryota; Metazoa; Cnidaria; Hydrozoa; Anthoathecata; Hydractiniidae.